CGCUGAAUCAUUCAGCAGAGAUAAAAGACACCCUGUUGGUCUGAGAACGAGAAAGAGGGAGGGAGAGAGACAGAGGAGAGCAGCAGAGGAUCCCUCCUUCUCAGUCAUUCUCUUCCUCUCUCACUCUCCACUGAGGACACUUCUCUGCUUAGACUAUUCUCCUGAUGUUGAGCCCAAGAGUUUGAAAUCAUCACUCCAGGAAUGACAGAUCACAUGCAGUCUCAGCAAGGCACGGAAGAGGUCGGGGAUCAGAAUGGCUCCCGGAUUAUCUUCUCCGGGGAGCCUGGAGGUUCCUCUGAUCAGCAACAGAUCCUGACGUCUCCAGAGCUGACCCAUGAGGUGGUCAUCUCACCCGGGCUCCCCACACCUCCUCUCAGCCCUUAUCGCUCUGCAAGACUGCCAUACACAGACGGGAAGGUCAUGGAAGUGAAUGGAAAUGGACCAACAACUCUCAGCUUUGGAUCUUACUACGGCCCCCCACAGUCUACAGCAGGCAAGCUGUCCAAUGGUGUGCAGGGCCCAUCCACUUUACCACGCAGCUGGACUCCCAGCAGAGAGGAGAGGCUCAUCAAGUUCUCAGGAAUCGGUCCUGUGGAUGAAACUGGGAUGCCCAUCGCCUCCAGAUCGAGUGUGAACAAACCCAGAGACUGGUACAAGAGCAUGUUCAGACAGAUCCACAAGAAGCCAGAGGAACCAGAGGAUGAUUCAGAUCGGUGGUCAGCUGAAUGCCCCCAGCUUUCUGCCAACACAGAAGAAAAUAAUGAAGCAGACAAGAAUCUCUUCAGACUAACACCGUAUGGAGCUCUACCAGACUGGAGUGAGGAUGUAGAGAAGCUGUCAGACCCAGAAAAGCAGCACCGUCAACCUAGGAGCAUAUUCGACUUUGAGCCCGGAAAGAGCAGCGCUUCAGAGAGCCACAGCCAGGCCAAUUUAUCCUCAAAGAAACAACCUGAGAAACCAAAGUCAUCUUCCAUUGAGGCCAGUCUGGUCUCUGAGCUGAGCCGCUUUGAGGCCGAGUUGGACUCGGAGAUCCAGGGGCUGGAGAGGAGGCUUUCCCAGAAGAAGCAGCAUCGAGGCCGGGGUGAGGAAGCCAAAAGCAGGGACACAGUGAUUGCUGCACAGACUGGAACUGCUAACUACAGCAAUUCAUCAGCACCUAAACAGCCUGUCCAUCGCUCUGUCGGCACGUCAUCAUCAACCUCCACUCCCACACAUGUAGAACGUCUUUCGCCUGCAAAUGAAACCAUGGAGCUCCCGCCUAAGAAAGAGGAGAAAAAGAUGAAAGCAGCCCGAGCCAAGUUCAACUUCCAGGCUCAGUCACCAAAGGAGCUCAUGCUGCAGAAAGGCGACAUUGUUUACAUCCACAGGCAGAUCGAUGCUAACUGGUUUGAAGGAGAACAUCACGGGAGAGCUGGCAUUUUCCCCACGACUUAUGUGGAGAUCCUUUCCCCUACAGAGAAGCCGACUCCAAUAAAAUCUCCCACUCUGCAGGUGCUGGACUACGGGGAGGCUGUGGCUCUGUUCAACUUCAACGCUGACCUUCCUGUUGAACUUUCUUUUCGUAAAGGUGAGGUGAUCAAUAUAACCCGUCAAGUGGAUGAUAAGUGGUUAGAAGGAAGAAUCACAGGGACCAGUCGGAGCGGCAUCUUUCCAGCCAGUUAUGUCCAGGUCAACAAGAUGCCCCGCACCAAAUACUCCACAGAUGACUUCUCACCUGGCCCCAUGUCCCCCAUCUCACCCGGACCCCAGAGUCCAGGACGUCCCCUCCACUCACCCUGCCCUCGCUCACCGCUGUCCCCCUUCACCCCCACGUCCCUCAGCCCCAAACCUGAUCACUCACCGCUGAAACCGUCGUCACCUGUUCCUCACAGCAGUCCAGGCUUACAUUCACGCUCCCCCACCCAGACACCCGUAUUCAAAGAAUCAGCCAAUCGGUGGCCUCACAGUCCCUCUAAAACUGCCUCACCCACCAAACAGAAUAGCCACUGGGCUGGCUCACACUCUGCCACUUCUCAGGCUGUCUCACCGUCCAAUCAGACGUCAGCACACAGAGCAGGAGCGUCAACAGCCAACACUCCCAGAUACACUGACCCUGCUCAGGGUGUUAUACCAAACCAGUCUGCUCCACAUGCCAACUCCCUGACACACACAAAAGUGCCAAACAGCCCGGGAUCCAUGGCAGCACGCCAACCAUAUAAAGCUGUUUACAACUAUAAACCACAGAAUUCAGACGAGCUGGAGCUCAGAGAAGGAGACAUCGUACAAGUGAUGGAGAAAUGUGAUGAUGGCUGGUUUGUAGGUACGUCAGAUCGGACUCAUGCUUUUGGGACUUUUCCAGGCAAUUACGUGGCACCAGUUUGAUCUCCUCACUUCCUGUCUGUCCUAAAACACCUGGACUCACAUAAGACCAACUUCACUGAAAAUCACUCCAACAGAUCCUGCACUGACGCAGCAGCUUUUCCUCAUCACUUUCACACCACACUGAAACAAAUUAGUCAAAUUGCAUGUUCAUGGGUUGAAGGCAGGGAGUGGUUUCUCACCUCACCUCCUUGCAUGAGAGCAUGUGAGUGUUUUCCACUGAGACUUGUGGAGAGUGUUUUUCACACACACACCACAUUAGAGGCAGGAAUGAAUGCUGAUGAUACUGUUUCGGAUGUAGAGAAUGGGCUGUUUUGUUCCACAACUGUUUGCAGAUGUUGGACAUUUGCAUUCCUUCCUCAAGAACAGCACAGAUCCUUCUGAGAUCGGAUACAGUAUGAUCCAUUAUUCAGCUUUUUGCCGUCACAAACCACUGCUGGCACAUAUUUUUGUCCUGAAUUUCAACACAUUAACAUUUGCUUCAAAUAUCUCCUUCAGACUUUUCAGAUCUGUGAAAAUACUCAAGACAAGCUUGAAGAAACAACAUGAACAUCUGUAGAAAUGUUCUCAAAGUAGAGGUAUAGAGGCUCUGGCAUGUUGAUAAGUUUACAGCCCUUCAUUGGACCAUGCAAAAAAGUUAAUAAAUCAGUGCAUUUACUGUUUUCUAAGGCUUUCUUGAUGCAUUUGUCCCUGUUUAGCCAUUAAAGGAACGCCAAAGGUGAAAGUAUGGAAGAGAUGCUCUGCAGUAACUCUCUGAUCAGAAAUGAUCUAUAAAUCUCUGUAAAUCUAAUUUUCAUGUCUCUACCACCAGUUAUUAAAUUAUGUUUGAAAUAUUUGAGGUACUGCUGUAUGUGCCAAAUUAAACCUUUUUGUGCAAUCCUGUAUUAAACAAAACCAGCUCACUUUACUUGUAUAUUUGCAAAUACUGCUUUUGUAACAUCCUCUUUGAAUAAUGGAUUAACACUUUUACAGCAUUUCUUAAACCACUAAAUGUCAUUUUAUUUAUGUGCAACUUUAACAGCUGUGGCGUUUUUAAGCUUGAUGAAAUAAAACCCUUAUCAUGAAGUCAUUUGCAUUUUUAUAACAUAAAUAUCUGGUUUCAUUGUAAAAAUAAAUCAUAUUUAGUAGACACAGGAGAUUAUUGUACAGACUUGUCAAAUUGAAAUUAUAAUAUAUAUUUGCUUAUAAAACAAUGUAUCUUAUGUAUGGUACGCCUUUUUAAAAGCAAUUAAACAUUACAGAGUGAUACGGAGA
Molecule: messenger RNA, 3612 nt
Organism: Cheilinus undulatus (humphead wrasse)
Lineage: Eukaryota; Metazoa; Chordata; Actinopteri; Labriformes; Labridae
Gene: sorbs3
Product: sorbin and SH3 domain containing 3
Exons: 21
Coding region: 202-2361 (719 amino acids)
Molecular function (GO): protein binding
Source: RefSeq, a predicted model, not a curated record